AUGCCGCCGUUUAAGCGCCAGCCCGUGAAGCUUGAGGACCUACUUGCUCCACGGGGUCUUCAAACAGCGAUCAAAGAGAUCUGCCAGUGCGUGGACGAGGCGCGAGCAGAUAGAGAGUCUGGGGUGACGUUAGCUCGACGCAUAGCAGGUCAGUUUGUCAGGUGGAAUAGGGAAGUCUUUGGACCCAUUCCGCCGAUCCGCACACUCCGACGAAUUAAUGCAAUGGUGAAAGCCCAAGUCAUUGCAAAUUACUCUUCGUCUGCAUUCGAGAGGAUGGUGGGAGUUACUGGCUCUGAAGAAGAUUUUGACAACCUAAUCCACCAGACAUCGAGGCAGAGGCCGCACACAUCUGCUAUUAAAGUUCUUCAAAAAGAUGACUCAUUGGACUCACAGAGGGACACCUUGAGAAUCAGCGAUAGCGAUGACAUCCACUAA
Molecule: messenger RNA, 435 nt
Organism: Giardia duodenalis
Lineage: Eukaryota; Fornicata; Diplomonadida; Hexamitidae
Exons: 1
Coding region: 1-435 (144 amino acids)
Source: RefSeq, a predicted model, not a curated record